Tupaia belangeri chinensis (Chinese tree shrew) is the source of this 2045-nucleotide messenger RNA. RefSeq names its product adrenoceptor beta 2 (gene ADRB2). Gene Ontology annotation, biological process: norepinephrine-epinephrine-mediated vasodilation involved in regulation of systemic arterial blood pressure; regulation of smooth muscle contraction; adenylate cyclase-activating adrenergic receptor signaling pathway. Gene Ontology annotation, cellular component: plasma membrane. Gene Ontology annotation, molecular function: beta2-adrenergic receptor activity; norepinephrine binding. The record is from RefSeq and is a predicted model, not a curated record. Bases 142 to 1488 code for a protein of 448 amino acids. NCBI's taxonomy places the organism in Eukaryota, Metazoa, Chordata, Mammalia, Scandentia, Tupaiidae. The transcript has a single exon.
CUGUGCACAUAACGGGCAGAGCGCACUCCCGAGGCAGCUUCUCCAGAACGCAGGUUCAGCUGCCGGCCCGGCGAGCCCAGAGCACCCCUCAGGCUGAGCGUGCAGGACGCGCCCCCACCACACCUACGGCACGGCGGCUGAAUGAGGCUUCCAGGCGUCCGCAGCGGGACCGCCGGGGCCCGACGGAGGAAAGAGCGCCGGCAGCCGGUGCGCUCACCUGCCAGCCUGCGCGCCAUGGGGCAAGCCUGGAACAGCAGCCUCCUGCUGGCGCCCAACGGAAGCCACGCAUCCAACAGCGACGUUGCGCAGGAACGGGACGAGGCGUGGGUCGUGGGCAUGGGCAUCGUGAUGUCGCUCAUCGUCCUGGCCAUCGUGUUUGGCAACGUGUUGGUCAUCACAGCCAUUGCCAAGUUCGAGCGUCUGCAGACGGUUACCAACUACUUCAUCACUUCAUUGGCCUGUGCUGACCUGGUCAUGGGCCUGGCGGUGGUGCCCUUUGGAGCUUGCCAUAUUCUCAUGAAAAUGUGGACUUUUGGUAACUUUUGGUGCGAGUUUUGGACUUCCAUUGAUGUGUUGUGCGUCACGGCCAGCAUUGAGACUCUUUGUGUGAUUGCAGUGGAUCGCUACUUUGCCAUCACGUCACCCUUCAAGUACCAGAGCCUCCUGACCAAGAAUAAAGCCCGGGUGGUCAUUUUGAUGGUGUGGAUCGUGUCAGGCCUCACCUCUUUCUUGCCCAUCCAAAUGCACUGGUACCGGGCCAGCCACCAGGAAGCCAUGAACUGCUAUGCUAAGGAGACCUGCUGUGACUUCUUCACGAACCAAGCCUACGCCAUCGCCUCCUCCAUUGUGUCUUUCUAUCUGCCUCUGGUGGUCAUGGUCUUUGUCUAUUCCAGGGUCUUCCAAGUGGCCAAAAGACAGCUUCAGAAGAUUGACAAAUCCGAGGGCCGCUUCCAUGCCCAAAACCUCAGCCAGGUGGAGCAGGAUGGGCGGAGUGGGCAUGGACUUCGCAGGUCGUCUAAGUUCUACUUGAAGGAACACAAAGCCCUCAAGACCUUAGGCAUCAUCAUGGGCACCUUCACCCUCUGCUGGCUGCCUUUCUUCAUUGUCAACAUCGUGCACGUGAUCCGGGCUAACCUCAUCCCUAAGGAAGUUUACAUCCUCCUAAACUGGAUAGGCUAUGUCAAUUCGGCUUUCAAUCCCCUUAUUUAUUGCCGGAGCCCAGAUUUCAGGAUUGCCUUUCAGGAGCUUCUGUGCUUGCGAGGGUCUUCUCUGAAGGCCUAUGGGAAUGGCUACUCCAACAACAGCAAUGGCAAAAGUGACUACGCAGGGGAACAGAGUGGAUAUCAUGUGGGGCAAGAGAAAGAAAGUGAACUGCUGUGUGAGGACCUCCCAGGCAGGGGAGACUUUGUGAACUGUCAAGGUACUGUGCCUAACGAUUGCAUUGAUUCACAAGGGAGGAACUGUAGGACUCAUGACUCACUGCUGUAAUGCAGUUUUUCUACUUUUUAAGAACCCCCACCCAAGCAGAACACUAAACAGACUAUUUAACUUGAGUGUAAUAAAUUUAAAAUAAAAUGUAUAGAGAUAUACAGGAGGAGGAACAUCCUUCUGCUUUUUUUUAUUUUUUUAAACUGUAUAAAAGAGAAGAUGUAUUUUAAUGAUAUAUUUGUGUCAUGUACAGUUCAGUUCCUCUUUGCCUGGAACUUGUAAGUUGAUGUCUGAAGGGCUUCAGUCCUAGAGGACCCAAGACUGCUAUGUUUUGAUGAAUUUUUCCAUGUAUCUACCUCAUUGGUCAAGUAUUAGGAGUAAUAUAUUGCUGCUGGUAAUUUGUAUCUGAAGGAGAUUUUUCCUUCCUGCACCCUCGGACUUGAGAAUAUUAAGUCUCUUGGACCUUUCAGCUGUGAACAUGGACUCUUCCCCCCCCCCACCCCUGCUCCUCUUAUUUGUUCAAAUGGGGUAUUUGUAGGCAGGGAUUUGAGGGGCAGCUUCAGUUGUUUUCCUGAGCAAAGUCUAAAGUUUACAGUAAAUAAAUUGUUUGACCAUGA